Messenger RNA from Drosophila ficusphila, 1809 nucleotides. RefSeq names its product GTP cyclohydrolase 1 (gene Pu). The transcript is spliced from 5 exons. Gene Ontology annotation, cellular component: cytoplasm. Gene Ontology annotation, biological process: tetrahydrobiopterin biosynthetic process; tetrahydrofolate biosynthetic process. The record is from RefSeq and is a predicted model, not a curated record. The coding region runs from base 204 to 1169 and encodes 321 amino acids. Gene Ontology annotation, molecular function: GTP binding; zinc ion binding; GTP cyclohydrolase I activity. NCBI's taxonomy places the organism in Eukaryota, Metazoa, Arthropoda, Insecta, Diptera, Drosophilidae.
CCACAGUAGCCACCAGAAGAGCAGAGCCACCCGAAGCGCCAACACAAACCGCCAAAGUCCACGAGUUGCUACGAGUAAAAAUCGAAAGACACCAGCGAGAAAAAACAUAUAGAAAACAACUCGGGCCAAGUUCGAAGAUUGUGUGCGUUGAAUAGAGUUCCGUUCGUCGAGUGGCAAACAAACACCUGAGUAGCCGCACCGCCAUGAGCUUCACCCGCCAACUCUCGGAGAUGAGUGCCAGCGAGCUGAACGACGCCAUCGACGACACCAACUUCCCGCAGGCCCACAUCCUGUCGCGCGGACGCAACAACAGCGUCUGCUCAACAAGUAGCACCUCGGGCACCUCCUCGCUGGCCGACAGAGUGCCAACUGCCCAGCCGGAGGAGGCCAUCCCGCAACCACAGGGAACGCCCAGCGAGGAGGUGGCACCACUGGGAACCGGGAACCAGCGGCCGCGGCUCAUCCUCAAGACCAACGGCAGCAGUCCGGAUAGCGAUGGUACACAACCGAAAACACCAAUGACACCGCGUACAUCGACAACGCCAGGCCACGAGAAGUGCACGUUCCACCACGACCUGGAGCUGGACCACAAGCCGCCGACGCGAGAGGCCCUGCUGCCGGACAUGGCCCGCUCGUACCGCCUGCUGUUGGGCGGACUCGGCGAGAAUCCGGAUCGCCAGGGACUGAUCAAGACCCCGGAGCGGGCGGCCAAGGCCAUGCUGUACUUCACCAAGGGCUACGACCAGAGUCUCGAAGACGUUCUGAAUGGCGCCGUGUUCGAUGAGGAUCAUGACGAAAUGGUGGUGGUCAAGGACAUCGAAAUGUUCUCCAUGUGCGAGCACCAUUUAGUGCCCUUCUACGGCAAAGUCUCCAUUGGUUACUUGCCGUGCAACAAGAUUCUAGGCCUCAGCAAAUUGGCUCGCAUUGUGGAAAUCUUUUCGCGUCGUCUGCAAGUCCAGGAACGCUUGACGAAACAAAUUGCAGUUGCAGUAACUCAGGCAGUUCAACCUGCUGGAGUAGCCGUUGUAGUAGAAGGAGUACACAUGUGCAUGGUGAUGCGUGGCGUGCAGAAAAUCAACAGCAAAACUGUUACCUCAACUAUGCUGGGCGUAUUCCGAGACGAUCCCAAGACCCGUGAGGAAUUCCUGAACUUAGUCAAUAGCAAAUAAAGUGGACACACUAAGGACGAUAUUGAAAUCCGAGACCAACUAAACCCUUACAAUAUUUUUGGAGGCGCUUAUAUACAAACAAACAAACAAACAAAAAUGUAACGAAACACAGGGUCCAUUAGUUUAUGUUUUUAGGAUUGAUUUCAUUUAGUUAGUGCAAUGAUUGCAGCCAUUUACCUUGUUGAUUUGUGUAAAAAUUGUUGAAAAUUCUGUUAGCUAAAUACAUUUACAUAGAAGAGAGUAUAGGGAGGCGAGAUUCGCAGAGGUCGAGAAAUGAUUUCCGGUGUUGGGUAGUUUUAUGUUCAAUUUUAUAUGCAGUUUUAUGACACAUGAAUGAUAAUUUUUACAAUUUACACUUACGAGUAAUGCAUUGUGCAAUAAGGGAACAACUGAUAAUAAAUCAACGCAAACUGUUUAGGGAAUUUACAAUUUAAACGCAGUUCAUAAAAUUAUAAUCAAACCAGUAGUUAUGUAUGUAUGUUAACCUAUGUAACAAGUUAUAUUCGAAUUGUUCCCAAAAAGGAACCUAUCUCUAUUGGACGAUUUUAAAUGUUGAAAUUGAAUGCUCAUGAUGUUGCUUGUAGUAAAUCAAAGCUGCUUAUUAAUUAUACAAUAAAUUAUGUAUUUAAAUACCGUUAAA